AUGGCUCCCACACAGCUGCCCGAAAAUGGCAACCCACUGGUCUUCUUUGACAUCACACUAGGUGGAGAGCCUCUCGGCCGAAUCACGUUCGAGUUGUUCAAGGAUGUCGUGCCGCGCACAGCAGAGAACUUUCGCCAGCUCUGCACGGGCGAGUACAAGGUGAACAACAAGCCCCAGGGCUACAAGGGCUCGCGGUUCCACCGCAUAAUCCCCAAGUUCAUGUGCCAGGGCGGCGACUUCCUGCACGGCGACGGCACGGGCUCGACUUGCAUCUACGGCACCAAGAGCUUCGCCGACGAGAACUUCACCCUCAAGCACGAGCACGAGGGCCUGCUGAGCAUGGCCAACGCGGGGCCAAACACCAACGGCUCGCAGUUCUUCGUCACCACCGUGCCCACCCCUUUUCUUGACGGCAAGCACGUCGUCUUCGGCAAGGUCGUCGACGGCAUGGACGUCGUGCGCAAGAUGGAGGCCACUAAGACCGGCCGCCGCGGCAGGGACGUGCCGGACCUGGACGUCCUCAUCGCCCAGUGUGGCGAGAUGUGA
This is a messenger RNA of Diaporthe citri, 546 nucleotides long. RefSeq lists its product as uncharacterized. The record is from RefSeq and is a predicted model, not a curated record. Bases 1 to 546 code for a protein of 181 amino acids. Gene Ontology annotation, biological process: protein peptidyl-prolyl isomerization; protein folding. Gene Ontology annotation, molecular function: peptidyl-prolyl cis-trans isomerase activity. Gene Ontology annotation, cellular component: intracellular membrane-bounded organelle. Lineage: Eukaryota; Fungi; Ascomycota; Sordariomycetes; Diaporthales; Diaporthaceae. The transcript has 4 exons.